Aphanomyces invadans is the source of this 411-nucleotide messenger RNA. RefSeq lists its product as hypothetical. The transcript has a single exon. Bases 1 to 411 code for a protein of 136 amino acids. The record is from RefSeq and is a predicted model, not a curated record. Lineage: Eukaryota; Oomycota; Saprolegniomycetes; Saprolegniales; Verrucalvaceae.
AUGCCCCGUAUCAUCUACGUGACGUUGGCCAUCGUCUCGAUCUUGUUCAUGGUGGUGGCCAUCACGGGUGUGUCUGCUGUCGGGUGCCAGAUCCCCGGCAACUCGUUGUUCGCUGUGGCGGGGACCAAGAACGGCUUCACUGCCAACCGCGGCGGGGUGGUCCUCGCCAUGCUGGCCAUGCAGCUGCACGUGACGAUCGCGUUCGCCGUGAUCAUCACGCCAGGCUUUUACAUCCUGGAGCGCGUCGUGUUUGGGCUGCACGAACACAACUUUGCGUUGGAGGUCGAGGCCGGCUACGACAAGGUGGAGACCCCGGGCGUUGAGAAGGACGGGGGAGCGCUGGCCGUGGCGAAAGACAUCCGCAUAUCUUUGCAACUUGGUCGAGCGACCGGAUGUCGCCCUCAUGCAUGA